CGUCAGAUCCAGUCAUCCGAUCCGUCAUCACCAUAGGUUAUCACCAGUUUUGACGCAAAAGGGGAAGUUGGGAGGAACCAAGAGGAAGAUCUGGGAGUGACCGUUGAGAAGCACUUCUUGACUUCAGUACAGGAGAUUGGGGCUUAGGGUCAUGGCAGGAAGAGGUGGAGCAACGAGACCUAACGGGCCAAACACCGGCAACAAAAUCUGUCAAUUUAAACUAGUGCUCCUGGGAGAGUCCGCUGUGGGGAAGUCAAGUCUAGUCCUUCGCUUUGUUAAAGGACAGUUUCAUGAGUUUCAGGAAAGCACAAUAGGAGCGGCCUUCUUGACCCAGACAGUAUGUUUGGAUGACACAACAGUGAAGUUUGAGAUCUGGGAUACAGCUGGCCAGGAGCGUUACCACAGUCUGGCCCCAAUGUAUUACAGAGGAGCGCAGGCGGCCAUAGUGGUGUAUGACAUCACAAAUGAAGAAUCAUUUGCACGUGCGAAAAACUGGGUGAAGGAGCUUCAGAGACAAGCCAGUCCAAAUAUUGUAAUAGCUUUGGCUGGAAACAAGGCAGACCUUGCCAACAAGAGAGCGCUGGACUUUCAGGAUGCACAGUCAUAUGCAGAUGACAACAGUUUGCUCUUUAUGGAAACGUCGGCUAAGACUUCGAUGAAUGUGAAUGAGAUUUUUAUGGCCAUUGCAAAGAAGCUACCCAAGAAUGAGCCCCAGCCUGCAGGUGCCAGCACAGGACGCAGCAGAGGUGUGGAUCUAACAGAAACGGCACAGCCCUCGAAAGGUCCCUGCUGUAGCUCCUAAACCUCUUAACCAUCGCAUCACAUCUGGACAAGGGGCUCCUUCUUCCAAACCUCGCUCCUUGGAUUAGCUAAAGACUCUGUAUAACCGUGUUUCUAAUACUUUUUUUUUACUUUAUUUUUAAGAAAAAAAAACAAAAACAAUGUAAAUCAGCAGUCUACUGGAUGCAUGUAUCACUACAAAUGAUAAAUACACAUUUUAACUUAAUUUAGCAGGAGGACAAACCCGGAUGAAAGUGUGAGAGAGAGUGAAAUAUUGAGUGUGUUUGUUUGUAUGUGUUUAGUAUGUGGAACUGAUUACCGUAUAACCAGGCCCAGGUGCAAUCUGCACACAUGUUCUGCAAAAAUGAAUUAAAACAUGGUAAAAAUGUGUUAAUGCUAUUUUCAGUGGUAACUGUAAGCAUAAAUCAAAUUAGCAAACUAAUAAACUUCAUGAAUCCAUCACA
Messenger RNA from Carassius gibelio (silver crucian carp), 1244 nucleotides. Its product is annotated as ras-related protein Rab-5A-like. Gene Ontology annotation, molecular function: GTPase activity; GTP binding. The transcript has 6 exons. NCBI's taxonomy places the organism in Eukaryota, Metazoa, Chordata, Actinopteri, Cypriniformes, Cyprinidae. The record is from RefSeq and is a predicted model, not a curated record. Bases 152 to 802 code for a protein of 216 amino acids.